Molecule: messenger RNA, 969 nt
Organism: Gekko japonicus
Lineage: Eukaryota; Metazoa; Chordata; Lepidosauria; Squamata; Gekkonidae
Gene: NFAM1
Product: NFAT activating protein with ITAM motif 1
Exons: 6
Coding region: 1-708 (235 amino acids)
Biological process (GO): regulation of B cell differentiation; positive regulation of B cell receptor signaling pathway; B cell receptor signaling pathway
Cellular component (GO): membrane raft
Molecular function (GO): transmembrane signaling receptor activity
Source: RefSeq, a predicted model, not a curated record
AUGUCACCCAGAAGUGAUGCAGGCACUUUCAGAGUACAACAGGAAUCUUUAAUCCAGACUGCUUUCGCCAAUGAAGGAGUGAAUACAACCUGCAACGCUAUCUUCCCUUUUCAAAAGGAAAAUACAGACUUUAAAAUUAUUUAUUACCGAAUUAACUCAGGAGGUGAGAGAAUCAACGUUUACACGUGUCCAUUUUCUGAAGCAUUCUCUUCUGAAAAAGAGAACCAAACAGUGACUAAAAUUUGCAACGUUGCUAUUAAACCAACUGAACAUGCCUCUGCUAGUGGUGCUUACUACUGCCAAGCUAAAUGGAAACAUAGAGAAAUACAUGGAAUGGGGACAUAUAUCCUUUUUAGAGACAGAGGAUAUACUGAGCCUCCGCUUACUAUAUGGAUGUGCCUGAUCACCCUCACAAUUGUUCUGGUUGUUGUGAGUAUCGUGGGAACAGUAAUGCUGUUCUGGAAGAGAGAGGUGGUAUGUCUUGGGAGGAAGCACGUUGAGAAGCACCCAGCUCAAGGAUCGGAACCUCAAUAUCCUGCAAGCCACUCAGAGCUUCCAGGGUCCCUCUAUGCUGCCUUAGGACCUCAAGAACCUGACAUCUAUACAGUCAUGAAGGAUAAAUCACCAGAGAAAGAGAAGCCAAAACCUAAGGUAUCUUACCAGAAAACACAAGAGGAAAUAUAUGUUAAUGUGCAUGAGACUUUCUAACCUGCCUUCAGAGCUCAAAAGAUGGAUCUUAUUUCCCUCUGUAAAUAAACACGGAACUAACACACUGCUGUAUAAAACAAAAGGAUCUUCUGGUUUCAGUACAGAUCAGUAUCCAAAGAAGGCCCCCGUGGAGCAGCUCAGUAUUACUGUAGUCAGAUGACCAAAUUCAGUUCUGUGGUACAAAUGCUUGCUGCUGAACAGAAUGAACUCAAAGAGCGGAAAUGGAAAGCAUAAAGGGACCUAAGUAAGAACAAAACUAGA